Molecule: messenger RNA, 1044 nt
Organism: Triticum turgidum subsp. durum (durum wheat)
Lineage: Eukaryota; Viridiplantae; Streptophyta; Magnoliopsida; Poales; Poaceae
Source: the annotation of a GenBank genome assembly
AUGCUUCGUCUCCCCGCUCUCCUCCCUCUUAAACCCUCGGCCCCGGCCACCGGCUUAAACCCCACCCGGCGCAGCCAUGGCCACCGCGGCCCCAAACGCCUCCUCGCUUCCUCCACCACGCCGCCGCCACCGCCGCCGCCACCGCCGCGACGGACUCCCAGUCCAGCCGCGGCCCCGAAACCCCUGAAGCCCGAACCCCGCGUCGGCCCCCAGAAUCCCGAAGGCGUCACCGCGGAGUUCCCCACAACCAAGCCCCGCAAACCACGCCGCGGUCGCCGAAGCGAGGCGGCCGCCGUGGAGGACUUCGUCCGCGACCGCCUCGAGCAGGUCUUCGCCUCCAUCCAGGAGCGCGACCCCGAGGUCCUCCAAGGCAAAGGCGACAUCCUGAAGCCGAAGGAGGAGGAAGAGCGGGCUUCCGAUGCGGAGCCCGGGGAGGAAAACGGGGAGCAGAAGACGGUGGUGGAGGAGGAGGACCCGAGCUGGCCACUGGACGCCGACGUCGGAUGGGGGGUCCGCGCGUCGGAGUACUUCGACAAGCAUUCCAUCAAGAACGUGACGGUGGACGGCGUGGAGAUCGACUGGGAAGGAGAGGUCGACCGGGGCUGGGUCAAGGAGAUCAACUGCUUGGAGUGGGAGAGCUUCGCCUUCCACCCCAGCCCCCUUAUCGUCCUAGUCUUCGAGCGCUACAACAGGGCGGCUGACAAUUGGAGGUUUCUUCAAGAAUUGGAAAAGGCUAGUAAGGUAUACUGGGAUACAAAAGAUCGGCUACCUCCACGGACUGUGAAGAUUGAUCUGAAUAUCGAGAGAGACCUGGCGUAUGCACUCCAAGCAAAAGAAUGCCCUCAAUUGCUGUUCUUGAGAGGAAACAAGAUCCUAUACAGAGAAAAAGAGAUAAGAACAGCUGACGAACGAGUUCAAAUGAUUGCCUAUUUCUACUACAAUGCAAAGAGGCCAUCAUGUGUCAAUCCCGAAGCCCUUGCUCCUUCAUUCGAAAGUAUUAUUAAGUUCAUGUUCUGGGAGAAGAGGCUGAGUCUCCUAGUUUGA